Messenger RNA from Marmota flaviventris (yellow-bellied marmot), 3319 nucleotides. It is a transcript of the gene Usp10, whose product is annotated as ubiquitin specific peptidase 10. NCBI's taxonomy places the organism in Eukaryota, Metazoa, Chordata, Mammalia, Rodentia, Sciuridae. Gene Ontology annotation, cellular component: nucleus; early endosome; cytosol. Gene Ontology annotation, biological process: regulation of autophagy; protein deubiquitination; DNA damage response, signal transduction by p53 class mediator. The record is from RefSeq and is a predicted model, not a curated record. Gene Ontology annotation, molecular function: cysteine-type deubiquitinase activity.
GCGCGACGGCCGCUGCGAGCGUGGACGUGCGGCGAGAAGAUGGCGGCGGCGGGGGACGCGGCGUGAGGCGCCGGAGCAGCGCCGAGUCCCAUUGAAACGGGCCGCCAUGGCCCUUCGCAACCCACAGUAUAUUUUUGGAGAUUUUAGUCCUGAUGAAUUCAAUCAGUUCUUUGUGACUCCUCGCUCUUCAGUUGAGCUCCCUCCGUACAGCGGAACAGCUCUGUGUGGAACACAGGCUGCAGAUGAACUGCCUGAUGGACAAGAAUAUCAGAGAAUUGAGUUUGGUGUUAAUGAAGUAAUUGAACCCAAUGACACUUUGCCGAGAACCCCCAGCUACAGUAUUUCAAGCACAUUGAAUCCUCAGGCCCCUGAAUUUAUCCUUGGUUGUACAACUUCCAGAAAGACCCCCGAUGGCAUCGAUAAAGAGGUGAACUACAGCACUGUUGACUGCCAGUGCCCAGUCUCUGCCCUCACUUUGCAUAGCAGUUCUAAUGUGGAGACAGAAGUUUUGGAAAAUGAUGGUGUCUCUGGUGGUCUUGGACAAAGAGAGCGUAAAAAGAAGAAAAAACGGCCUCCUGGGUAUUACAGUUACUUGAAAGAUGGGGGCGAGGAGAGUGUUCCCACAGCAGCCCUGGUCAACGGCCACGCCGCUUCAGCAGGCCCCACCAGCGUGGGUGCUGAGGACACAGGGUUUCUGGGUGAUGUACUCCCACCUGUUACGCCGAGGACUUGUGGCAGCCCUCAGAACUCCGUGGACUUCAUCAGUGACACUGUGCCUGACGGUCCUUUCCCUGGAGCACUGGACGGAGAUGCCAGGACUGCGGGGCAGCCUAAGGGCUGCCAUGGGACUGAUUUUGAGCAGCCCUGCCUCCCUGCAGGUAGCCUGCUAAGGACAGCUGUGGCUCCGUCCUACUCUGGUACUGAUACUACUGAAAACCUUGGAGUUGCAAAUGGACAAAUACUUGAAUCCUCCGGUGAGGGCACAGCUGCCAACGGGAUGGAGUUGCAUACUGUGGAAAGCAUAGACUUGGACCCAGCGAAGCCCGAGAGCGUGUCACCUCCUGCUGACAGCACGGUCUCUGCGCCCGGCACCAUUCCCAUUAGCCAGCCUGCCAAGUCCUGGGCCAGCCUCUUCCACGAUUCUAAGCCCUCUUCCUCCUCACCUGUGGCCUAUGUGGAAACCAAGUGUUCUCCUCCUACCCCAUCUCCCCUGGUCUCUGAAAAGCAGGUUGAAGUCAAAGAAGGGCUUGUUCCAGUUUCAGAGGAUCCUGUAGCCAUAAAGAUUGCAGAGUUACUGGAGAAUGUAACCCUGAUACAUAAACCAGUGUCAUUGCAACCCCGUGGGCUGAUCAAUAAAGGAAACUGGUGCUACAUUAAUGCUACCCUGCAGGCGUUGGUCGCUUGCCCUCCGAUGUAUCACCUGAUGAAGUUCCUUCCUCUGUACUCAAAAGUGCAAAGGCCUUGUACGUCAACGCCUAUGAUAGACAGCUUUGUUCGGCUGAUGAAUGAAUUCACUAACAUGCCAGUACCUCCAAAGCCCCGGCAAGCUCUUGGGGAUAAAGUCGUGAGGGACAUUCGCCCUGGAGCUGCCUUUGAGCCCACGUACAUUUAUAGACUCCUGACGGUGAUCAAGUCGAGCCUGUCUGAAAAGGGUCGACAGGAAGAUGCCGAGGAAUACUUGGGCUUCAUUCUGAAUGGACUCCAUGAGGAAAUGCUGAGCCUCAAGAAGCUUCUCUCACCAAAUGAUGAAAAACUCACAGUCUCCAAUGGGCCCAGAAGCCACUUGGCAGAUGAGGAGGAGCAGGAGGAGCGAGGUGGAGGAAGCGAGGAUGAAUGGGAGCAAGUGGGCCCCAGGAACAAGUCUUCUGUCACCCGCCAGGCGGAUUUUGUUCAGACUCCAAUCACUGGCAUUUUUGGUGGACACAUCAGGUCUGUGGUCUACCAGCAGAGUUCAAAAGAAUCUGCCACUCUGCAGCCAUUCUUCACAUUGCAGUUGGAUAUCCAGUCUGACAAGAUACGCACAGUUCAGGAUGCACUGGAAAGCUUGGUGGCCAGAGAGUCUGUCCAAGGUUAUACUACAAAAACCAAACAAGAGGUUGAGAUAAGUCGGAGAGUGACUCUGGAAAAGCUCCCUCCUGUCCUUGUCUUGCAUCUGAAACGAUUUGUUUAUGAGAAGACUGGCGGGUGUCAGAAGUUGAUCAAAAACAUCGACUAUCCUGUGGACCUGGAGAUCAGCAAAGAACUGCUUUCUCCAGGAGUUAAAAAUAAGAAUUUUAAAUGCCACAGAACCUAUAGGCUCUUUGCAGUGGUCUAUCAUCAUGGCAGCAGCGCGACCGGAGGCCAUUACACUACGGACGUCUUCCAGAUUGGCCUGAAUGGCUGGCUGCGCAUCGACGACCAGACGGUCAAGGUGGUCACCCAGUACCAGGUGGUGAAACCAGCUGCUGAGCGCACAGCCUACCUCCUGUAUUACCGCCGAGUGGACCUGCUGUGACCCUCUGUGCGCGUGUGUGUGCCUGAUGCCCGCUUUUAGAACACCAGUCUCACUAACUUCCUGCCUCUCUUUAGUGGCUCUUUAGAGAGAAACUUUCUCCUUUUUGCGAAAAUGGGCUCGAAUGAAAAGGAGAUGCCUUGGGGUUUGUGCGCAGUGUAGUUUUAUGUUGACUUCUAACUUCCAAAUCAAAAUCAUUUGGUUGAAACAGACUGUCGCUUGAUUUAAGAAUACACAAAAACCCAUAUUUCUGAAAUAAUGCUGAUUCCUAAGAAAGGGAAACUUGCAUUUGAUUCCCAGUCUAAUUGCUUAGUAGAAUAAAUUCUGCACCAGCAACCUUGUAAAUUUGUGAAAAAUGAAUUUUAUCUUUCCUUAAAAAAUAAAUUUUUUAAUCCAUUACACUUUCCUCCCCCACCCUUUAGUUUUUGAUAAAAAUGAGCCAGUUAUUGGAGAAGAAAAUAGUUCUUACUUCAGAAGAAAAAUAAACAUAAAAAAUAAGUUGCUGGUUCCUAACAGGAAAAGUACAUUUUAAUAAUUGUGCGAUGAGAAACUGCUUACGUACACAUUGCGAUCAACAUUUGGAGUUAAGAUGCUAGUCUGCAUAGAUGGGUGAUUGUAACCUUAUUGCCAUUAAAAGAUUCCAAAUUGCAUUCAUGCUUCUGUGUACCCGUGAUGAAGAAGGGCAAACACAAGGCUGCGUCCCGAGUCUGCUCUGUCGGCUCUGCUGUCGCUCCUCUGUACCGCCGCGUCCCCACUUGUACACAGUUUAGUGACACCUAGGAGUAUAAAGUUUCGCCCAUCAAUAAAAAAUCACAAAGUUGGUUUAAA